AUGCCGAUCGUCGCCUCCGCCGCCCCCUCCGCGCCGCGCUCGGUCCCUCGACGCCGCACCCUCGACUCCGACUCGACGCCGGGCACGCCGCCCCCUAGCCUCGACGCCCCUUCGACGCCGCCCCCUAGACGCUGCCCCGCCUCGAGUCGCCCGCGGCCGAACCGCUACGCGCCGCCGCCCUUCCCCUGCGCGCCGCCAUGUGCCUCGACGCCGCUGCCCCCGACCCCACCCCUGCGCGCCGCCGGCCGGCUCCACCUUCAACAUCGUCGCGCCGUCCCCGACGCUGCCUCCUCGACCCGCCGGCCUGCCUCGACGUCGCCGCGCCGCCUCCUCGACCUGCCGGCCCCCCUCGACUCCGACGCCGCGCUCUACGUCGUGCCCGACGUGGUAUGGGCGCGGCCGCCGGCCUUUUUUCUAUAG
Molecule: messenger RNA, 420 nt
Organism: Panicum virgatum (switchgrass)
Lineage: Eukaryota; Viridiplantae; Streptophyta; Magnoliopsida; Poales; Poaceae
Product: wiskott-Aldrich syndrome protein family member 2-like
Exons: 1
Coding region: 1-420 (139 amino acids)
Source: RefSeq, a predicted model, not a curated record